Messenger RNA from Naumovozyma castellii, 384 nucleotides. Its product is annotated as 60S ribosomal protein uL24. Lineage: Eukaryota; Fungi; Ascomycota; Saccharomycetes; Saccharomycetales; Saccharomycetaceae. Bases 1 to 384 code for a protein of 127 amino acids. The record is from RefSeq and is a predicted model, not a curated record. The transcript has 2 exons.
AUGGCUAAGCAAUCAUUAGACGUCACCUCUGACAGAAGAAAGGCUAGAAAGGCAUACUUCACUGCCCCAUCCUCCGUUCGUCGUGUUUUAUUAUCUGCUCCAUUAUCUAAGGAAUUAAGAGAACAAUACGGUAUCAAAGCUUUGCCAAUCAGAAGAGAUGAUGAAGUUUUGGUUGCUCGUGGUGCCAAGAAGGGUCAAGAAGGUAAGGUUUCUUCUGUUUACAGAUUGAAAUUCUCCAUUCAAGUGGAUAAGGUUACUAAGGAAAAAUCUAACGGUGCCUCCGUCCCAAUUAAUAUUCAUCCAUCUAAGGUUGUCAUCACCAAGUUGCAUUUGGACAAAGACAGAAAGGCUUUGAUUCAAAGAAAGGGUGGUAAGUUAGAAUAA